AUGAAGUUCUCUCCUGCUACCCUCCUGGUGCUGGCGGCUCCGCUCGUCAAUGCAGCCGCUUUCUCCAUGUUCGACCCCACGCAGGUUAGCCUCAAGGCUGGGACCACUGAGGAUUUCCCAGUCGAAGGCGACAACCCUUUAAACUACUGCGCCAAACCAGACGGUUACAAACUCAACAUUAAGUCGGUGGAUCUGUCACCGAACCCACCUGCUGCGGGAACCAAACUGACCAUCUCCGCUGAGGGUACCCUGCUUGAGCGGAUCGACAAGGGUGCCACCGUGAACUUGGAGGUCAAAUGGGGCCUUAUCACCUUGAUCAGACAGACCGUCGACCUCUGCGACGAGCUCAAGAACGUGGACCUUGAGUGCCCGCUGGAGAAGGGCAAGAUGGUCCUGACCAAGGAGGUCGAUUUACCCAAGCAGAUUCCACCAGGCUCGUACUCCGUCCUCGCUGAUGUCUACAACCAAAAUGAGGAGCAGGUCACUUGCCUUACGGCGACUAACAUCAAGUUCCACAUCUGA
This is a messenger RNA of Penicillium olsonii, 522 nucleotides long. Lineage: Eukaryota; Fungi; Ascomycota; Eurotiomycetes; Eurotiales; Aspergillaceae. The record is from the annotation of a GenBank genome assembly.